AUGGUGGGUGAAGCUGUGCUCCUGCUCGUCGCGCUUGCUUCCGUCUUUUACAGCAUGGCUGGCAAGGGAGGCAAGCAGCAACCCAAAGGAACCCCUAGAGAUAGCGGGAAGACAGGCCCUGGUGGCAAGCAAGCCAGCGUGGCAAGCUUCUUCAAACCUGUAGGAGCGGCCACCCAAACCCAGCCCCACGACCAGCCUACGCCAGUCGUGACACAAGCAACCGCGAUGCAAGCUCAGGGUGGAGCAGCUCAGGGGGUUCCUGAGGCAGCCACCAUUCCAGAUCUAAACGAAAGCCCCGUCGAUCCACCAAUUGUAGAGCAGGUGCAAGGUCUUCCGCCCCUUCCUGCAAGGAGACCAGCUGAGCAGGCUGCAGAGCCCAGUUCCUCCUCUGAUUCGGAAGGCGACCAGGCAAAGAAGAAGAGGAAGAGAACAUUCCAGGUCAAGUGGGUGCUGCCAGAAACACAGGGUGGUUACGGGCUAACCUGGAUUGAAGAUCUGGUCGUUGACAAGAUGACGGGCGCCAGGAGACUUUUCUGCAAGACGUGUCGAGAGGCUAAGCUGAAGAAUGAUUUCACUGAGGGGGGGUCGUCAAGCUACAGGUUGCACACCCUGAGGAAACACGCCAAGAGCGGUGAUCACAGGACGGCACAGGCUGCAGAUGACAGAGUCGCUCGCGCAGGCGCGAUCCACCAAGCGGCUGCAGCGCAAGCAUCUGAGGCGGAGGCCAAGUUGCAUAACAACAUUGCUUUGGCGUACUGGUUGUGUUGGGAGCUCCUGCCUUUCCUGAAAAUGGCGAGUCUGUGUGACCUGUUCAAGCAACGAGGGUUUGACAAGCUGCACCAUAAGCACCAGGCCAGAGACGCAUGCAAGGAGUUCGCUGAAGCUGCAAGCGACGUGCUAUCAGAAGAGGAGUCUGAAGACGUUAAGCGGAGCCCUUUCUUUGGCCUCAUUGUGGACGAGAGCACAUCUAUGUCGGUGGACGAGCACAUGAUCGCGUACGUGGUCUUCAUGAAGGGGGCCACAGUUGUGGUACGUUUUGUGGAGCUCGUUCAAGUUGCGGCGACAACGGCAGUCAGCUUGAAGGCGUCCAUCAUGGAGCUGCUGAAUCGGAGAGGCUGGGACGUGCUCAAAAUGAUGGGCUUCGGGAGUGAUGGUGCUGCGGUAAUGGUUGGCGUGCACGGCGGCGUGUCUACACUCCUGGUCAAAGAGGAGAACCCCUUCAUGACCAGCUCCCACUGCGGUGCUCAUCGAGAGGCGCUGGCUGCUAAGGACGCUGCUGACAGUUGCGCGUACUCCAAGGACUUUGACAACAUCGUCAACUCUCUGGCGGUCUUCUUUGCCCGCUCACCCCAGCGGUCUGCCAAGCUGAAGGAGGUGCAGGCUGAGGUCGGCGACAAAUCUCUUCGGCUUGCUAAGCUGCACAAAGUCCGCUGGCUCUCCCGCUGCCAGGCUGUCCAGAGUAUCUUCCGCUCACACCAUGAGUUGCUAGUCCUCUUCGCUCCCGGUGGCCCCGAGCCUCAUCCCGAGCAUUUCGAGAACCUCUCGUCUUUCCGCUUCAUCUUCGCCCUGUGCUUUCUGGUAGUCCUUCUUGAGCAACUCAGCAUCCUCAACAAAGCAUUCCAGCGCGCUUGGGUAGACCCAACUCAGGUCAAGCAACACGUCGAUUCUACCAUCAGCGCCAUCCAAGAGUACUUCAUAAACACCAGCGACGAGGCGGGUCCGGACGAUCUGCCCGGAGGAUUGGGGUCAGAGGUUAGAUCUUUUUGGUUCAAGUUCUUGGUGUGGAAGGAGGCGGGGUACGUCGACCGGUUCAAGUACAGCGGGUUUGACGUGCGCUUCAGUCCCGAGGGGCCCGUUGCAGACGCGGCGUUUUGCAAGGCUUUCAUGGUGUCCUACGCGAAGGGGGUGGUUAAAAAUCUGCAGGAGAGGUUUCCGGACCGCGCUCUCUUCGAGUCCUUCGCCAUUUUCUCGCCGGCCCAUUACCCGUCGACCUUGGCCCGUCUAUCCGACUGGGGCACGGGGCAUCUUGAGGUGCUCAAGCAGCAGUAUGGAGUUGAGAGAACCGCCCGCGGGGUGGUCUUCGAGCCCAUAGUCGACUGGGAUGCGGUUUUGACCGAGUGGCCGCGUUUCAAGUCGGUGAUCUUUCAGAUGCGCCAAGCUGCCGCCACUAGCGUAGACGGGUUCCCAUCCUUGGACGAGGUCGUCUGCCGACUCUACGGGGACCCUCAUAGCCGGGAGUCCUACCCCAACCUCCUCAAACUCGGUUGCAUAGCACUGGUGCAGGCGUGCUCUAGUGCUGAGGCUGAGAGAGGCUUUUCCUUGAGGACCCUCAUCCAUAGCAAGUUGCGCAAUAGGUUGAAAAUAGGGGCACUAGAUGAUUGCAUGAGGAUUAAGUUAUGCGGUCCAGCGAAGCCCGAUUCCGAGUUCUUGAGCAAGGUGUAUAGGAAGUGGCUGAGCAGGAAGCCUCGUCGAGUAUGGCGGGAUAAUCCGGCUGUGCUCGAGGAGCUUGACUUAUUCCAGUCAGACGACGAAUGUUGA
Molecule: messenger RNA, 2538 nt
Organism: Klebsormidium nitens
Lineage: Eukaryota; Viridiplantae; Streptophyta; Klebsormidiophyceae; Klebsormidiales; Klebsormidiaceae
Source: the annotation of a GenBank genome assembly